CUUAUUUUUUGUUUGUAGACAAACUUGUAUGGCUAGGAUGUAGUGCCUGCAAAAUAAAUUGUAGGGUUCGUGCUGAGGUUUUAGAUAUUUGCUGCUUUUCCGCACAUCCUUCACUCGCUGGCAAGAUUCUGCAACAUCAGCUACAUCAUCUCACCUGGAGCCGUAAGACUUGCAUAAUGGAAACUCAAAUGCUCAAUGCUGAUAGUCCUAGUACACUUGUUAAAGCAACCAUUCACCUUGGAUCAGAGACAUAUAUGGCUCAAGCGAACAAGGGCCUUGUAUCUGAGCAACUGAUUUCAGUCAAGGAGCAGAGCAUGAGCAUUCUGAAGGACUUCAUUACAAAGCAUAACAUUCCAAAUGAUGUUCCUGAUGAACCAGAGGAAAUCUCUUCGGAAGACGAAGAUGAAAUAUCUCCAAAGCCUCCGGUGAAGAAAUCGAAGAAGAGGCAAUAGCUUGUUACUAGGUUCACUUCUUUUUGCAACAUUAGUUUUGAGAAUAGCAUGAAUGCACUACUAGAGAUUGAUUUAUCAAAGAUUGUUUUUGACAUUCACCUCAAAGCGCUUUCGAAACCUGGUACUAUCAGUAUCGUAGGUUGUCUGAAUUUCUUGCUAAAUGAAACAUGCCACUUCUGCUGUGCAUCUACUUGUUUGAGAUAAAUGUAUCCAAUGCCCUGCCUCUUGUCUCUGGA
Molecule: messenger RNA, 688 nt
Organism: Sesamum indicum (sesame)
Lineage: Eukaryota; Viridiplantae; Streptophyta; Magnoliopsida; Lamiales; Pedaliaceae
Source: RefSeq, a predicted model, not a curated record